Eutrema salsugineum is the source of this 654-nucleotide messenger RNA. RefSeq lists its product as uncharacterized. The transcript is spliced from 6 exons. NCBI's taxonomy places the organism in Eukaryota, Viridiplantae, Streptophyta, Magnoliopsida, Brassicales, Brassicaceae. The coding region runs from base 1 to 654 and encodes 217 amino acids. The record is from RefSeq and is a predicted model, not a curated record.
AUGGAUUCAUAUGAUGCAGUUCGUGAUUUGCAUGCAUGGAGGGCCGACUGGAACAUUGGCGUCAAGGUCUUGAGACGAUGGUUUAUUGUUCAUCGAAACAGGAAUCCAGGCUUAGCAUUCGUUUUCGUUGAUGAACAUGGCUCUAGAAUUUAUGGUACUUGUGGUGCUACAUGUUAUGAGUACUUCGAGAGGGUUUGCCCUGAAGGAGGAUGGAUCACUCUCAACUCGGAGACCAAGGCUUCACGGAUCAGGCCAUUGUCUGAAGAUCCCUUCAUGAAUUUCGUUGAUUUUGAUGAGAUUUAUAAUCGUCCCUAUAAUCACUUGUACCCAGUUGAUCUUAUUGGAGUGUUGGUGAAUGUUGGUGAACUCUUAACAUCUGAGUCCUCAAAUGGAAGUACUGAAAAAACGCUGAAGUUCACUAUCAAGAAUCUUGAGGAUCGGACUGUUAAUUGCUUGGCUCAUGGUGAUUUCGCUGUUGAUAUCAAGAACCAGACUGUAGGCGUAGAUGGUCCGGUUGCGAUUUGUGUAUUGACGGAUUAUAUGGUCAACAAAUAUCAAGAUGAAAUAACCAUCCAUGAUCAUGAGAAUAUUGGCUUUUCACGUUUCUUUGUUACUCCACCUAUUGAUGAGGUUCUCAUCUAUCGUAGGAAGUAA